CGGCGUGCGUGUUGAAACAUUAAGAGCGCAUUAAGAAUAAUAUUAUUUGUUAGUACUAAAUAAAAUACUGAAAUUAAAUACUAAGAAAAUAUAUAAUAAAUAAUUAAAUAAAUACUAGAGAAUCAAUGAAAAAUAAAUAAUAAAAAUAGCUACUUAAAUUUCAACGUUUUUUUUAUUCAUGCUGAAGUAGAAUAAUUAAAAAUAUAUUGUGUUUAAAAAUCUGUAAUAAGAAAUCUUUAAGUGCAGAGCAUAAAGAAAUGUGAAAAAUAAAAUAUGCGGUGUUUGUUAGAAAGUGUUUUUGUUGUUGGUACGAGUUAUGUGUUUUGCUUAAAUCUUAAAGGUCGACAAGAAAAAUUUUAUAAAAAAUAGAAAAGUUUGUCCAAAAAUUACCAUAAAAAGUGGGGAAAUGUAUGUUUAUGGAAAAUGUUAAAUUAUUAAAAGUGUUUACUCUAAACAAGAUCAUCAUGUGAAUUUUUAAAAGUUGAUUACCAUAAGACACUCGUACUUUCAAAAUCUUAAGGAUCCGAAGCAGCAACAUUUUUUGUACUUUUCAAAAAAGUAUAAAAAAUAUACAUAUAUCCCAACAUUUUCUUGCCCGGCAUGAAGUGACAUCAAAAAGUCAUGUUAUUUUUGCAACAUUCAAAUUAUAUUUACUUUGUAUUAGUAAAUAAUUAAAUCCAACAAACAGUACACAACCGCAACAAAAAUGCAUUUUCCUAAAAAAUUAAAAAAUCUAAAAAGAAGCCAUUUAAUGCUAAAACGAACUAUAAAUUUAUUAAAUUCUAUAACUAUUGAACAUCUACAAUUUAACUUAAAAUCCCUUUAGAUUAAGAAAAAAACUAAUUUGCUUUAAAUACUAUUUAAAUAAUACAUUUUGAUACACAUUUUUCUCGGAAAUAAAAACCCAACAAAUUGUGUGUGUUUUCCGGCAUUUAUGUUCCUGUAUGUGAUUUAAGUAGCUGAAUUUUCAUCUUUUUUUUGGAUAAUUUACACCUUAAUAAAAAAUCUUUUAAAAAAUAACCAACCAAAAAUAUAAAUUUUAAACUAAGCACAAAAUCCUUGGCAUCAACUCGUUGCGGUUUUAGUUAUUUUGAAGCAAAAAAAAAUAUACUGUAACUUGAGGAAAACCAUGAAGGAAAAUUGUAAAAUGUCAGAGUCGCGUCGACAAUCAGUCAGCUUUACCGCCAUGCCACCCGGUGUUUUAGCCAAUGACAGUCGUACCAAUUCCACCGAUGACAUACAAAUCGCUUUAGCACCACACAUACAAACCUAUUUAAGUCAAACAGGACGUCGUCAUUCCUGCUGCAGCGUCAUGUUACCCGUAGCCUUUGAACGUGCUGCCUCUAAUUCGUGGCUAGAUCCUAAAUUCGAUUCAGCCGUAUUGGAGGGCCAAUAUCAAACAAGUGUAUUUUCACAUGUACGAAUGAGAUACAGAUUCACUCUAUCCUACAUACUCCUUUGUUCAGUUGUCUGGUUUCUCUACUUUCUAGUAGAUGGCGGUUCAGAAGAUUUUUGGCGUCCUAUAUCAAGUUCCUUUUCUCUUAUAUCGCUUAUAACAAUCGUAGCCAUAUGCUUCACACACUGGGAUAUGUAUCGAGCAAAUCACAUAGCCACAUCCGCAAUUACGGCGGGAAUUUUGUGUGCCACAUCAUUAAUAUUCCUCACAUAUACCGGUCGAGCUUUUAGCCCUUUGGGCCACUUUGCCAUUUGUUUAGAAAUAGUCCUUCUUAUCUACACCGCCCUACCAAUGACUCUGUGGUUGAGUGCGGCCAUAGCCAUCAGCUAUACCAUAUUAUUUGAGGUGGUUACCCAUAUGGUGGUGGCAGGAAAUGCGGUGCAUGGCGCCACGGCAGAUUUUAGUUAUAAAAUUCUAUUCUUAAGGAUACUUUGUCAUGUGUGUGUACAUUUGGUGGGUUUGCAUGUGUUGGUCAUGAAUUUGGUGCGAAUGCGUGGUACUUUCAUGAAAGUAGGACAGAAUUUACUAGUCAGACGUCAGCUGGAGUUAGAGAAACAAUUAAAAGAGAAAAUGAUUCACUCGGUAAUGCCGCCUAAAGUUGCUGAUAUGUUAUUGAAUGAGGGAGGCAUUGAUGGUAAUAAUGAUGGUUCCAUAAAGCCCGAAUCACACUAUAUGCGUCCGAGGCCCUCGAAUGAUGUAAAGUCUUUAUUUCGUCCCUUUCACAUGCAUAGUAUGGAAAAUGUCAGUAUACUUUUCGCCGAUAUUGUAGGCUUUACACGAAUGUCUUCAACGAAAACCGCCGAACAGUUGGUGGAAAUUUUAAAUGAUCUCUUCGAAAGAUUCGAUGAUUUAUGUACGUUAAAUGGUUGCGAGAAAAUCUCUACACUAGGUGAUUGUUAUUAUUGUGUGUCGGGCUGUCCGGAACCUAGGCCGGAUCAUGCUAUAUGUUGUGUGGAAAUGGGUUUAGGUAUGAUAGAUGCUAUGCGUUGUUUUGAUGCACAGCGGCAUGAAGGUGUUAAAAUGCGUGUGGGAGUUCACACGGGCACUGUUUUGUGUGGUAUAGUUGGUACGAGGCGAGUCAAGUUUGAUGUCUGGAGUAACGAUGUAUCAUUGGCAAAUAAAAUGGAGUCGUCUGGUAAACCUGAACAAGUUCAUAUAUCCGAAGAAACAGCAAGUUUUCUGGGUGAAGCUUAUUAUCUAGAUGAAGGAGAAGAAGUUUUUGGUCACCGCACUUAUUUUGUGGUGGGUCGCCGAAAAGAUAUCUCCCGCGCCAACAGUUUAUGUCCCAGUGUACAUGCCAACUCAGCAAGUAGUCAUUUACAGCUGCCCGGUAUACCAGGACAACCUAUCUCGUUAACGCAAAGUGCUACCAAUAUUUCUGUUAUACAUCCCAAUGUUCCACCCGCUUCACCGGUGGGUCAACUAUCAACAUCCUUAAAUCCUUCUCCUGUACUCUCAAUACGACCAAGACUGACUUCGUUAAGCAUGAAAUUGCGCAAAAAAUCACAAUCCCGGGAAAUGGAUGUUGAACGUGGCAUUAUACACCCCGCUGCGGCGGGAAUACCGCCCGUUAUAGUUUGUCGUGAAAGACCAAAGAUUAUAAUAACAACGAAAAGUUUACCUGGAAGUUUGGAUUCUGAAAAUGAACCUGAACAAACGAAUGAUGAGAGCCAAGAGUCCAAUAAAAAUGGCAAAACUGCUGUAGCCAAUAGUAGACCAAAGAUAAGGUUAAAGGUAUGGAAGGUACCGAGAUUUCUUAAAAAACUAGAGGAUAUAGGUAAGACAAAUGAAAAGUCUACUAACACUGAGGUAAGCAUCAGCUUAAUGCAUCCUGUACCAAAGACACCCACGGGAAACGAAGAAACAGUAGCUUUUAUAGAACCCAAUGGUUAUCAACCGCUACAACCUGUGGUAGUAGAAAAUAGUAAACCUAAUACCAAUAUGCUGGAAAUACCGCAUAAACCCGCGCUGCAUCAUGUGGCUACUUCAACGGGAAUAAGUAACAGUGUUAAUCGUUCUCCCGAUGCUAGUUGUUGUUCUCCCGGUCAAUACUCCAUGUUCGAUGACAUCAUUGAUAUUAGAUCAUACAUUAGUCAGUCUCGUAGUGAUAUCUCUCCAUUUGGUAGAUCUGGUAGCUAUCGUUCGCAGUGCGGUAGAAGUGGACAAUCGGAAACCUCACCAUUACCUAGACCCAGGGCUUCCACCUUGACGGCAGCCAAAGCGGAGGGAGUGAAUAACAACAAUGCCACACAACCACUAAUUGUACCUGGUGCAGCUAAUGCACAUCAACCUACACACUCACGUAACUCCAGCAUAUGGCCGGAUGGUUUAAGUAUAUGUCCCUCCGCCACUUCCCGCAAAGAUUCAGGCAUCAAAAGUAAUUCUCGCCGUUCAUCGAUACAACAGCAAAUUUAUGCCCUUAACCAAACCGCCAUUAGUACUCACCGUGUUUCCGGCUAUUUUACCAGUUCAACUUCCAGCAUCUCCAAUUUGGGAGAUGUACAAAAUGUUCCCAAUGUGCCACUACCUGCCGCCAUGAUGCCACCACCUCCGCCUCAAGAUUUUGCAAGUGGACAAGUUGCUGAUCCUUUGGCAGCUUGUUUACAACAACUGCGCAAACAAUCAGAUCUCCAGCUGAUACGCUGUGUACGUGAUAAUGCCAAAUCCCAAAGGAGUUAUCUAGUCAAACCUCCUCUUAGGAGAUUUAGUUUAUACUUCAAAUCCCGCCAAAUGGAAAGAGACUUUCGUUCGAAAGCCCAUAGAUUUGGUAAUGAAAGUGAAACGGAAGGACCUCCCACUUUAGCCACGCCCAGAUAUAAUACUUACAUAGAUAUUUUCGUGGGUUUGGCGGUUUAUUUGUGUAUUUCCAUCUCUUUAUUCCUAAUGACACCGAACACGGUUACGCCCAGUUUUCGCCUAUGGGUAUCGCUUUUUACCUGCUUUACCGCCAUACAAAUAUUUGCUUUAUUUCUAUUUACCCGCCAAAUGUGUCGUAGACAUUCCACCCAUACCAGAACGAAAGUAGCCAAUAGUGAAUCCUGUGCCGAUCGUUUAUUUGAGGCCAUUUCUAGUUGGUAUCCUUGGCACAUAUGUUUGGCAGUAUUAAUGGCUAUGCCGGUUAUUUUAAUUAUAGCAAAUUUUCUUUUAUUGGAUCUCAAUGAACUGGAGGCGUUCGAAUAUCAUUACGGUUUCCUGAUAUUUGUGUGCAUAGUCCAUUUUUGCAAUUUUACCCAAUUAAACUGUUGGAUGCGUAAUAUUUUAGCCUUUCUAGCAGCUUUAUGUUUUGUGGGCAUAGCUGUUUCCCAACUAUUGGUCUACUCAAAUCGUUCCGAUGCCACCGAGUCCGCCGCAUCUCUACUCAAUGCCACCCGAUUGCCGCAUCUACGUCGGGAUGUGGCCAAAUAUAUUAUUGAAGAAAUUAAAUGGUUUCAAGAUUAUCAUGUCGAAAUCUAUUUGGAUUUAUUUCUUAUUCUUGUGUUAGUAUGGUUUCUGAAUCGGGAAUUUGAAAUUGGUUAUCGUUUGACAUUCUAUGGCAAUGCGGUAGCUAAUCAAGAUAAGAUUCGUGUCCAGAAUAUGAAAAAUCAAGCUGAUAUGUUACUGCACAACAUCAUACCGAAACAUGUAGCUGAACAUUUAAAAAAUACCGCCAAAUAUUCCGAAAAUCAUCAUAAUGUUGGUAUUAUUUUUGCCUCCAUUGUUAAUUUUAACGAAAUGUACGAUGAAAGCUAUUUGGGAGGCAAAGAAUAUUUGAGAGUUCUCAAUGAACUGAUAGGAGAUUUUGAUGAGUUGUUAUCACGUCCUGAAUUUAAAUGUGUGGAGAAAAUUAAAACUAUUGGUUCAACAUUUAUGGCAGCUAGUGGUUUGGAUCCCAAUCAUCGUGGCGAUGGCUAUGAACAUAUUUAUGCCUUAAUGGAAUUUUCCAUGGCCAUGCAGGGUGUAGUGGAUGCUUUCAAUAAGGAUCUAUUGGAGUUUAAUUUGAUACUGCGCAUAGGUUUCAAUGUGGGUGAUGUUACGGCUGGUGUUAUAGGCACUAGUAAACUGCACUACGAUAUAUGGGGUGAUGCGGUUAAUGUGGCUUCUCGUAUGGACUCCACUGGUGUUUCGAAUCGUAUACAAGUGGGUAAAGAUUGUUUACCCUUUUUGGAAGCCAAAUAUGAAUUUGAACCUCGUGGCAGUGUUUAUGUUAAGGGCAAAGAUAAUAUGGAAGUAUUUUUAUUUACCCGACGAAAACCUGAUCUUUUGGGUGAUGAUGAAGAGGAGGAAGAGACUCACAGUUCACAGAUGGGAAACGGUAAGCAAAAUGGUAGUGUUAGUUAAAUCAUAAAGAUGAUUUGUUUUCUUUUAAACAUACAUAUUAUAUGAUGGAGAAAUUUUUCUAUAAGAGACAAGGCAAAGGCACAAGAAGCAGUUUUUGUCAUAUUUCGUGUGAAGUUUUCAAAAACUGUUUUUACCAGCCGGCCUGUUUCUUGAAAAUAAAAAAUGGCUUAGAGUUUUUGAGAAAUGUAUGCAACUGUGUGGUUAGUAAAAUACCAAAAAGUUUUUCAAAAUGCUAAGGAAUGAUAUACAUUUAUUUUACUAAAACGAAUCUGACGAAGAAAUUUUAUUUCUCAAAUUUUUACUUAAUUAUAUUUAUAAAUCCUAUAUGCGAAUUUUCAAAUAUCGAAAUAUUCCUGCAUUUUAUGAAAAGCUUUGAUUUACUCCAGCGAUUACAAAUGGUUUCAAAUGCAUUUAAUGUGCGAAACUAAAAUUUUUUUGAUAAUUAAAUUAAUUGAAAAUAAUAAGUUAAAAUCCUAUAUGAUAUUUGUUAUAGCGAAAAUCUCAAGAUAUAUAAAAAGCUCUAUAUUAUUAGAAUGGUCCAUAAGAAUUAUCCUUAAAAUUAUGUUUUUAUGUGUUCUUCGUUUAUACGUUAAUUUUCUAAAAAUGAUCGCAUAACUAGACCCUAAACUUUGUGACUUAUAAUAUUCUGUUUUAUUAUCAAAUUUACUUGAAAAGUUAAAAAAUAUUUGUCUCAGAUUAUCUGAAAUUGGCUAAUAUUUUAGAAUAAGGCGUCAUUUAUGGCGAAAUUAUGUUUGUAAUUCUUUACUUUUUCAAGUAGUCAAAGUAUUACUUUUUCACUUUAUUAGAAUGGAAAAGAAAGCACCUCUUUUAAUCACCUCUUUUAACACGAGUACAAAUUUUAAGUUGUUUUCCAGAAAUCUCUUCCCUUUUAUUAAUCAUGACGAACUAUUCCGAAAUUGAAUGUGAAUAUUCCUCUAUAUUGGAAUUCAGAAUUUGAAUAUCCUUCUUUAGAACAAAUAUAAUGAAAAAUGGAACGAAACUCAGAUACGCCGAUUACUUACGAAGGACCAUAUUUAUUAGCAGCAUUAGUUACGAUAUAUUGAAUUCUUGAAACAGAUGAGAUUGCACGAAUAGAUUAGAUUGCACAAAAAGAAAGGUAUCUAAAGACAAGGCAUGGAAAACUCAAUACUUUUGUAUUUUUCAGUAAUAUUUAAUAUCGAAAAAUACAGAAAAUACCAGUUCUAUACAAAUAGUUAAUCAGGAUCUUUAUAAUAUGAAAAAAAUAAAAAAGAGAGAAUAUCUGUAAGUCAGGCAUGGAAAAUUCCGUACAAUAGUUACUUUUAAGUAAUUUUUGACUACUCAAUGGACUAGUUUUAUAAAUAGUCUAUGGAGUAGUUCGUACAUUACUUUAUUGACUUGUCCUAAAACUAUCUAAUAAAAUAGAGUAAUCCAUAGAAUACUCUAAAGACUAGGCCUUACAAUAUUAGUUAAUUGACUAAUGUAUAGAAUUGCCAAAAAAGGUAGACCUUACAAUAUUCAAUGGACUAGCCUAUAGAACAGUAAAUUGAAAAGUCUUAAGACAAACUAGUCUUAAAUUAUUCAAUAUACUAGUCCAUAUACUGGGUCAUAUAUUGGUUUAUAGAAUAGUCCAAAGUCUAGUUAAUAGACUAGUCUAAAGGUUCGUCAAUAGAAUAGUCAAUAGAUUUUUCUAAAGAAUACACAAACUAGUGUAUAGAAUAGAUUAUUGUCAAUUUAAAAGAUUAGUUUAUACUGCUCUAUUAAUGGUCUUUUGAAAAAUCGAACUAUUGACCUUUUGUCGAUGAAACUGAAGGUAGACAAUUAUGUCCUAAUAAAUUCGAAAUAUUUAGUUUCUUAUAAGAAAAACUUGUAAAAAAAUUAUUCUUUUAAAUUGUAAAAAGUCGAAAAAUCAACUUUUCUUAAAUGGCCAAAAAGCGGAAAGUGGAUUGACUCAUGUCUAGCAUAGUCACAGAUUUGUCAGCUGUCCAGCCCACAGAUAAGUCCAUAGACUAGCCAAUUGAUUAGUUAGUGAACAUAUCUAUAAAAAAUAAAAAAGUUUUUUCGUACAUCUAAUCUAUAAAAAGUACUAUUUUUAAUAAAAAUUUUAAAUAUUUCAAAAUUAAACUUUUCCCUGCUUGCGAAACACCAUAUUUGUUAACAGAUUUAGCCAAAACUCAACCCAUUCAUUCUAAAUAAUAAAACACAAAUUAUCCUUAAACAGAUGUGUUUUUAAAAUUUGAUAAAAGGUAAACAGCACGUUACUUAUGAAGGACCAUACAGUUUAGUCGAGACAUAAACCUUUUUUCAUGAGCUAAACAUGAGCUAUGGUAAAUAAAUAUAAAGUUUUGUUUUAUAAAAUCUUGCCGUUGAAAAUAAACAUUUUUUAAAUAAAAAUGACAUGAUGUUAAACAUUUAAUUUAAUAAGAAUACAUAAUAAAGUAAACAAAAUAACAACUUGUAUUUUAUAUGAAUAAGUCUUAUAUUUGAAUGUAUUAGCAAAAUGUUAACAACAUAAAACAAAUUGUAAAAAAAAUAAAAAAUGUAUUAGAAAAUCUUGUAAAAAAAUAGUAAAACUGUUAAAAAAAACAAGUAUUAAAAAACACAUUAGACAAAUUCUAAAUGUAUUCUUCAUAGAACUAAUUAUGAUAUUAACACUAUUCAGCGAGUACUUAGGAAAUUCAUUCUUUUGUCUAAAACUAGAAAAGGGUGAAAACAAAAAAUGUUGUCCAUGUUUCCUCCUAAAAUAAAAGUAUGUAAUUAACAUUUCUGUUUCUACAUUAACAAAACUAUAAACCGGAAAUUGUUUGUUAAUUUAUACCACCAUUGAAGAGUCAUAGUGAACAUUUUAAAAUCAAUAGUUUUCUUUUGAUAUUAACAACUUGAAUAGUGUUAAAUAUUAAGACAAAAGUAACUGAUAAUUAAUACUUUUUCAAAAAAGAAGCUCAAAAUAUUUAACAAAAUAAGAAAAAUGUUGAAAUGAAUUAUAAAUACAUGAAACGAACUCAAGUUUAAAACUGUUUUAAAACUAAUUAUAAAAAAUAAAGAUAAUUAAAUAAUAUCAUAAAAAAAACUUAUUUAUUAUUAAAAUAAUAACAAGAAAAAAAUCUCUAUGUCUACACCUUUAAAUAAAAAAAAAACAAUUUGUUACACAUUUUUUUAACAAAGAAUUUUAUAAAUUUUUUAAAUAUCAUUAAACCGUAACAAAAAAAAACAGAAAAAAUUAACUAAAUGUCGAAGUUUACAAAAUAUGCUUAUCACAGUCAAAAAAAAACAAUCAUUUUGAAAAACAACUGUGAACAGCCUUUAUAUAAAAAGAAAACCUAAAUAUCCUAUUACUCAAAUAAAUAUUUAUUGUGUAUAAAUUAUAGUUUUAUAAAAAUGUUACUAAUUUUUUAAUUGUAUAUAUUUUUUAGUUUUAU
Molecule: messenger RNA, 9171 nt
Organism: Lucilia cuprina (Australian sheep blowfly)
Lineage: Eukaryota; Metazoa; Arthropoda; Insecta; Diptera; Calliphoridae
Gene: Ac13E
Product: adenylate cyclase type 9
Exons: 7
Coding region: 1130-5773 (1547 amino acids)
Biological process (GO): intracellular signal transduction; cyclic nucleotide biosynthetic process; adenylate cyclase-activating G protein-coupled receptor signaling pathway
Molecular function (GO): adenylate cyclase activity
Source: RefSeq, a predicted model, not a curated record